GAUCCUCCCGCAGUGGAUAAACCCGCAUCGCGAUGGUCACCGCCGAGUCAUGAUUUCUCAUCCCGCGCACGGCACUACUGUGAAUAGUUACCGGAGAAUCAGACAAAGGAAAAUCACUGACAACGCAGGAAGCCGAGCGGAGAGAGUGAAGGAGUGUUUCUGGAGCGUUUCAGUUUGUCACGGUUUGGACCUGUUGAUCAUCAGUGUGACAGAGGCACACUGAGCGCUCAGCCUACCUGCCGCUCCCUGCUCUGCGCUCACCGACGCGCAAUUAUGUUAUUGUCAAGUUUUCUUAUCUUCACCGUCUCUCACUUUUUGGCGCCUCUGUUCCUCUGUUACCUGCCUCAAGUCUCCGCACAGAAGCCUGGUUCACGGUGGCUGAUCGGAGACAGAGACAGUCACUGUGGGGUCAUCUGCUCACGGACGCAGGGGAAGCCGGUGUGCGGCUCGGACGGGCGGAGCUAUGAGACCGGCUGUGAACUGCAGAGGGCGCGCUGCAAAGAUAAGACGCUGUCACAGGCACACCGCGGCCGAUGUCGAGGUAAAAACUAUGUGAAAAUCGAUCAGUUGCCAGUGGCUCCGGCACCAACGUCCACAUCUGAGGGGAGAGACCUGGAACUCAAAGAUGCAGGUCAGUCCAAGUGUCGUGUUGAGAGGAACCAGGCUUUGGAACAAGCCAGGAGACCUCAGGAGUCCAUGUUCAUCCCAGAAUGCAACGAAGAUGGAACGUUUGCCCAGGUCCAGUGCCAUACGCUGACAGGUUACUGCUGGUGUGUCACCAGUGACGGCAAGCCAGUGAGUGGCUCCUCUGUGCAAAACCGGACCCCGGUGUGUUCAGGAAACUUCCAUGAAUUUAUGGGAACUCAUGCUGCGACAAGUGGAUUGUCAGGGUCAGUAACCGAUAAACCACCUGGGCCACCGAACUCUGGCAGAAAAGUCUCUUUCCGUUUCUUUCUCACCCUCAACCCAGAUGAUGGCUCCAAGCCCACACCCACCAUGGAGACUCACGUCCCCCCUGAGGGCGAUGAGAUAACUGCUCCAACGUUGUGGAGAAAACAGAUGGGUAAGCAGAACAGCUCCACAUCAAGGAGGCAAGAGAAAGUUCCCUCUUGUGACCAGGAGAGACAGAGCGCCCUGGAGGAGGAUCGGCAGAACCCUCGUGAGGCCAUUUUCAUCCCCGACUGUGGACCCGGAGGCCUUUACAAACCGGUCCAGUGCCACCAGUCCACAGGCUACUGCUGGUGUGUUCUGGUGGACACGGGGCGGCCCAUUCCAGGAACUUCCACCAGGUACCAGAUGCCAGAGUGCGACAGUGCUGCACGAUCUCGCAUCUCAGAGACAGAGGAUCCCUUCCAGGGCAGAGACCUGACAGGCUGCCCAGAGGGGAAAAAAGUGGAAUUCAUUACAAGCUUGUUAGAUGCCCUCACCACAGACAUGGUGCAUGCCAUAAACUCACCAGCCCCCUCUGGUGGUGGGAGGUUUGCUGAGCCUGAUCCCAGUCACACUUUAGAGGAGAGGGUGGUGCACUGGUACUUCGCCCAGCUGGAUAACAACGGCAGCCAUGACAUAAACAAGAAGGAACUAAAACCUUUCAAGAAGUACCUGAAGAAGAAAGCCAAACCCAAGAAAUGCGCCCGCAAGUUCAUUGACUACUGUGAUCUGAAUAAGGACAGGGCCAUUUCUCUGCAGGAGCUGAAAGGCUGCCUGGGCGUCAGCAAGGAGGGUAGCUCAACAACAAGUGGCAACCAAGGGACAAGGCAAGGGACAAAUUUGUUCAUAGGUCGUCUGGUGUGAGAAGAGAAGGAUCGAGAAGCUGAGACGAGAGCAGAGGGCACAGAGGGAAGGCAUCUGUACGCUUGCUGACAGGAAAGAGAAAGACGGAGCAGAAAAAUUACGAAGUUCCUGAGUUUUAAAAAAUGAACAGAAAAACAAGAAAAGAAAACGAAGCGGCGCCAAAAUAUUUGCACUUUCUCCUCCCUAUGUUUGACAUUUUAUCUGUUUGUACGUGUUGUUUUUCUCCUGAAGUGACUGAAAAGGUCUUGGUAAGAGUGAGAAUAUAUUUGUAAAGAGAUGACCGGCUUACUGCUGGAAGAGCAAGAGAGUAUGUUCAUGUUACCACAUUUCCCCAUGUUCACAGCCUGCCACAUUUAGUGACUCUACAAUUAAACAUACAUGUCCCCUGUUACAUAUAGCAGCAUGCAGGCAGUGGCAGCCCACUAAAGAGGAGCUUACACUGAGCUUCACUGAGUCCAAAUGUUGCUUCAUACACACAAAUUCCUAAAGGAAGAACUAUGGCGAUGUAGACCAGUUCAAAAGAAUAUGUCAUGUUGUAUGUUGAACAUCCAAUAUUAAUUGAACCACGUGCAUUAGAACUAAGCUGUGAUCACAAAGUCUAAUUUAUCAGCACAGAGUUAGCUGUAUGAAUCCCCCUGGCACUGCAAAGAAGCAUUUUUUAGAAGGAUUCACAUUUUAGCUCAAGAAUCAGAUGUUUCUGAACAAAAUCUGACGUGUGUUGUGUCUGUUUUUUGUUCGCUAAAUACCAGUGUUGGGGAAAGCUAGCUGUUAGCAAGUAGUUACUUUACUGGCUAACUUAAAAGUACUUUUUGUGCAGCCCAAAACCAAUGCAAGGCCAUCAUGUUGUAUGUACUUUGUUGUUUUCUCAGUUUUUAGCAUGUUAUCUGCACAAGAUGCCUUGAGGUUGUUUUUCUUCAUGUUUACAAAGUUUGUGCUAACAAAAAAUUAAACAACAUAAUUAUAUUUGGAAAAAAAAAACAAAAACACAAAACAACAUGCUGCUCAAAGCUUAGGAGACACACUCCAAAACUAGAGACAACCCUGAAAUAUUGCUGCCUUAUAAAGUUAUUGUGCCUAACAUUCUAGCAACCGGUCCCCCUCUUAGAGAUGUAGCCAACAACAACAUCAUCCCAUCCUAAGGUUAAUAUUCACUUUCUUUUAGCUCUGUUUUGGUUUCCAUCAACUCCAGUGAAAAAUAUCUGGCUUAUUAGCAGCUAAACGCUCCACUUUGUUCACAAGCUAUCUGCUAACUGUGUCUGUUUGGUGCUAAGCUGGAAGUUUACAGCUUAGCUUGGAUUUAUUUUGCAGUUUGAUGAGAGCACUGAGACUGAACUAUCCUUUAAAAACAAUGAGCUAAAAGAGGCUGAUAGAAAAAUGUUGAUUAAUGCAGCUUUAAGUUCAAACCACAAUGAAGGCCACUGCUUUACACGGAUCUUACUAGGCUAGUUUUCUCUCUCUGCUAAGUUGAUAUUAAUAUUCAUUUUCUACACUGUCAAAAACAGUGAAAGAGUCUGGCAUUUCCAGCAUGUUUAUGUUGAAUUCUGUAAGAUAUUGAAUUUUGUGUGUGGUGAUCAAGAGUUCCUUGGCUUCUACUGGUUCCCAUUACAAAUGACAACAUUAACAAAUCACUGUCCCCCUGGUUUAUUUUCCCAAAUUGGAUUACAGUGCAGAACAAGAGUUUAAAAUAUUCUUAAUAGUACCAAGAAAAAGAGGUGACUGAACCCAACCAGUAAAUGUAAGUAAGUCAGAUGUUUCCAUGGGCCAGUGUCCCAUUAAUAUCAGCUCAUUACAGCUGCCAUAUUCUCGUUUAUCCCUGUCAUUGUAAACAAGCUGUGGCAUUUACAAAUGCCAGCCCCUAAAAUAAAUAUCUGAGUAUGCCCAGUAAUAUCAGAGUACAAUUUGUGUAUGCAAGCAAAUUCAUUGUCUGUCCUCCAACAGUUGAUGUCAGUCCUGCUUUGUGAAACACUUACCACCGCACAUACUUGGAGCUUUGCCACCUUAUGUAAGACAACGCAGUAAGUCUUAAAAUACCCCCCAGGGUGUCCGAUUAACGGGAACGUGACGGAGCAGGGAGGAAAAACACUAGAGAAAGACGUUAUGAACAAGUUUUGGAAUGUGAAAAAUUAAAUUUCAUCCUCACAUUUGGGAACAAUUGAGUUUCAAGAAAGGAGAAACUGCGAGUUGCUAUUGUGGUCUGAAUGCUUGUGUAUUUGUUUUUGAGUUGUGUAUUUCUUACCAUAUUCCCAAGAGUCACUGCAGUGGCUCAUGAAUGCAAGACAAAAAAAAAAGGCUCCUAUUGUAAAUAUGUACAAUAACCUUUAUUUGUUUGUUUGUUUUACUAAAUUGCAUUGUGGGGGGCAUAUCUGUGUUCACUUACUUCACUGUCAUUCUGGCUUAUUGUUAAAAAAAAAAAAAAAAAAAUCAACUUUUUUUGUGUUUACAUCAUGACAAACAUUAGGCUAUUACAGUAGCUAAUUCACAACAUUGAAUUGCGUAGACCAGACUGUAUGUUAUCAGCUCAGAGCAGUGUUUAUUUUAUCUGUGGUGGGCUUAUUUGACUUUUUCAGCUUGUGUUUUACAAUUACUGUCAUCAUCACUAUACACGGUCAAGAAUGUAUACAGUAUCUGGUGCUUAAUCCACUACAAUCACAUGUCUAGUUGCGUCUAAUUUGAACCGGACAGUUAUGCCAAGAAUGAGAAAAGAAACCUGUCUUUCUUAGAGGGCUGUGCAGUCUCUCCUGAGAGCCUGUUUCAGCCCAGGUUUGAACACUAGGCUUGUGUGUGCGUCUGCUGAAGUGCUUCCAGACGCUGUAGAGCUGCAGAUUACAUGCAAGAUCUAUAACAACAUAACAGGCUAGUAAUCACUGCUAAUCACGAUGGGGGAUGUAUGGUGAAGGAGGCUUACAGAUGACUGUCAGUCUGACAGCAAGAAGCCAAGAUUGUCUUGCUCCUCGCUCGCUCUAAAAAUGCUGAAAAGGCCUGACUGGUUAGUCAAGACCAUCUCAAGAUUCUCUGACAAUAUUUCUUAUUCAGAGCUGAAGAAAUUAGAUCUGCUGGAAAACAAGACUCUGAGUAUUGUCUUUGAGUGAAAUUGGUUGAUGCAAAUUAUGUGGCUUGAGGUGCAGCUGUUUGGCUCGGCAAUGAAAACUUAAAUACUUGUCCACUGUAAUACAGGGCCCAGUUCCUGACCAACUGUAAAAUACUGUUUUAAAAGAGACACAUACAAGACAGAACAAUAGAAAGGACCAAAAAGAUGAGAUCAUGUAAAAGGGCCACUGUUCACUAUUGUCCAAGCAUCUACCUGUUUUGACUCAAGUUGGCAAAUGUAAAAAAAAAAAAAAAAAAUCUUGUCCAUUCUGAGACUGGAACAAUGUUCAGAUGGAUUUUUCUUUUGCAGAACCACAGUGUUUCU
Molecule: messenger RNA, 5206 nt
Organism: Toxotes jaculatrix (banded archerfish)
Lineage: Eukaryota; Metazoa; Chordata; Actinopteri; Toxotidae
Gene: smoc1
Product: SPARC related modular calcium binding 1
Exons: 15
Coding region: 274-1794 (506 amino acids)
Biological process (GO): extracellular matrix organization
Cellular component (GO): basement membrane
Molecular function (GO): calcium ion binding; protein binding; extracellular matrix binding
Source: RefSeq, a predicted model, not a curated record